UUGCUUUUAUUCGAGAUGAAUUUGUCAGAAAUGUGUGACAACGCUAAGAAGGGCCGUGAGUAUGCCCUGCUUGGGAACUAUGACUCCUCCAUGGUGUACUACCAGGGCGUCCUGCAGCAGAUCCACAAGCACUGCCAGACCCUCAGAGACCCAGCUCAGAAAGUCAAAUGGCAACAGCUCAAGCAGGAACUGACUGAGGAAUAUGAGCAGGUGAAAGGCAUCAUGGGAACCCUGGAGAGCUUUAAGUCUGAGAAGCCUGUUGACAUCAUUGUCCCUCAGCUGGAGCAGCAACCUGAGGAUCCAGCCGUCUGGCCCCCACCCAACCCAGUAGAACACAGGAAUCCUGUUGCGUUGAAGCGGCCCAACAGUGGUGUGAAGCUGCAGCAGAAGAAGGAAUCUCCUGGUCUGCAGCACAGAGGUGCAGGACCAGGUGUUCGCGCUCAGGCCAACCCUAAAGCGGCAGGGAUCAGAGAUGCUCGAGGCGCAAAAGCCAAAGACGAUAAGGGUAAGAAGGCGGAUACACAGGGAGAUCCAGAACAGAAGAAGUUUGAUGGCACAGGAUAUGACAAUGACUUGGUGGACUCUCUGGAGAGAGAUAUAGUAUCUCGUAACCCUAAUGUGCACUGGGAAGACAUUGCUGAUCUGGAAGAUGCUAAGAAGCUGCUGAGGGAAGCAGUGGUGCUGCCCAUGUGGAUGCCCGACUUCUUUAAGGGGAUUCGUCGGCCAUGGAAGGGUGUGUUGAUGGUUGGCCCACCAGGGACUGGGAAGACCAUGUUAGCCAAAGCUGUGGCCACAGAAUGUGGGACUACUUUUUUCAACGUGUCCUCCUCCACGCUCACCUCUAAAUACAGAGGCGAGUCUGAAAAACUUGUCCGUCUGCUGUUUGAAAUGGCUAGAUUUUACGCUCCAACAACCAUCUUCAUAGACGAAAUUGACUCUAUUUGUGGCAGACGAGGGACGUCCGAUGAACACGAAGCCAGCCGUCGUGUCAAAUCAGAACUUCUGAUUCAGAUGGAUGGUGUGGGGGGCGCCCUGGAGAACGAUGACCCGUCUAAAAUGGUGAUGGUCCUCGCUGCUACAAACUUCCCCUGGGACAUCGACGAGGCGUUGCGACGACGCCUGGAGAAGAGGAUCUACAUCCCCCUCCCCACAGCUGUGGGGCGUGUAGAGCUCCUAAAGAUCAACCUAAGGGAGGUGGAGUUGGCUUCUGACGUAGACCUGGACCUCAUAGCUGACAAGAUUGAGGGGUACUCGGGGGCAGACAUCACCAACGUCUGCAGAGAUGCUUCCAUGAUGGCAAUGCGUCGGCGGAUCCAAGGUCUGAGUCCAGAGGAGAUUCGAGCUCUGUCCAAGGAUGAGCUUCAGAUGCCCGUGACCAUGGAGGACUUCACUCUGACCCUGAAGAAGAUCUCCAAGUCUGUCUCUGCUGCAGAUCUGGAGAAAUACGAAGCCUGGAUGGCUGAGUUUGGGUCUGUAUAAAGGGCGUGCAUGGACUCAGAGGGAGCAGAGGCUUAAAAAGAGGAGUGACCGCUUCGAAACUUUGACCGCUUUGAGCAG
Molecule: messenger RNA, 1557 nt
Organism: Nematolebias whitei (Rio pearlfish)
Lineage: Eukaryota; Metazoa; Chordata; Actinopteri; Cyprinodontiformes; Rivulidae
Gene: katnal1
Product: katanin p60 subunit A-like 1
Exons: 10
Coding region: 16-1479 (487 amino acids)
Biological process (GO): microtubule severing
Cellular component (GO): microtubule cytoskeleton
Molecular function (GO): microtubule severing ATPase activity; ATP hydrolysis activity; microtubule binding
Source: RefSeq, a predicted model, not a curated record